GUCCAAAAAUCUGUAAGCGAACCGAGAUUUAUCCACCUGGUUUUUUAUCCAAGAAUCUUGGAGGUUGUUGGUUGUAUGUGAAUUACGCUGGUUUCUCAUUGGUUUACCAUAUAGCACUUGCUGCCUGGGCUUCUGCCUAACGUGCCAUGUUACUAUGAUUACCCAAGCGCCGUGACAUGUUUAUAAGGCCGUGUUUCAGUAAUGAAAUAAGCAUUGUGGAUGGCACUGUUGGGAUCGGUAUUUAUACCCAGAUGACACUCUUUGAUUAUCCACAAUACUUAUCGCCUCUCCAUCCACUACCCUCACACCCAUAUCUCACAACCUCUAUUUCCCGCACAAUAUGGACUCUCAAGAAGAAUCGGUUUCUAUACCGGAUUUUCCACCACGAGAUCCUUCUCUCGAAACCCGCCCAGUUCCUCUCAAGCGCUCUUUUAACAUCCGCUCAUUCGGUCCUGGUGCUGAUCCAGCUAUCCAGAAAACAGCCCGAUAUGUCAGUGAUGUAGACCUGGAUAUCCGGCCCUCAGAUUACAGUGAUGACCCUGAAUUUGAUAGUCAAGUGUUUGAAAGAGAGAGGCCCUUCAAUCGGUGGAUCCGUGAUAACGAAGAUUGGUUGGGCUACAAAAAGAGGUCUGACGAUGUCCGCAAGCUUCUCUCCGCUGUAGAGGCACAUCAAAAUAAGACACGAGGGCCGUUCGGACAAGCAGUCACGGAUCCAACAUGGGGCUAUUUCGUCUUUGUCACAUCUUAUUCCGGUCUGGCGCGCCAAAAACUCAACCAAGCUCUAGAAAACCUGGUCCAGGCCACACUCAGAAGCUUAAAGCCAAUGUCACCUUCUCUGUAUAGUGAAGAAGCAACUAAAAGAUUCAAGCUUGAAGUCAUAGAAGACAAAGAGGCUCUAGAGAAUGCAUCAGAAGACCGAGUGAGAGAGGAAUUUCGUGCUCAUCUCAGAAGUCUCGGGGUACUUGAAGACGAUAUCAUGUUCAGAGGAAUUGGUACAAGCAGGUUCUCAGCAUGUAUCCUCCUUGAUGAACAAACAAUCAGCAGGUUGGCCAAUAUUGCGUUCUGCCUUGACAUUGAAAGGGAUGAGCGUCGUCUUGCCAGAGUCUUUGUGAGGAUGAUCGAUCCAAAAUGGAACUAUCCUGAGGAACCCUACCCAGAGGCAAUCGAUGAUGACGGUGUGCCAUAUCGAGGCGGAGAUGACUGCCCUGUCACUGCUCUCGCAGAGCUCUAUCGCAUAAUGGACGGAAAUCUGAUGGGGGAGUAUCCUUUCUUGUGGACUUUACCUUAGCUUAAGCUACCUUUAUAUUUCUGCUAAAAUCUGUGCAUAGUUGUCAGAUUAACGGCCCGUUCAGCCAAUUGACAUGUCGUUGAACUAUUCCUGCGAUUAGGAAAUUAUUGUAGUUUGUGGUUAUUAACACUAUCAUCAUGUGUUUGGACUUUAUCACAAAAGAGUGCGUGAGACCAUGCGUAAGAACGCCACGAAGUUGUAAUCCAUAUCAAGCUCUGGCCACUGAAAAGGAAUCGCUAAAGUGGCUAGGUAGCUAAAAGUUUGACACGAUAGAUGAGGCAACAUAUGCUCGCAUAUCUAAGGUAUACAGAGAUAGUGUAGGUUGAUGAAGUGGGACCAAAGACAUGAGCGGGAC
Fusarium redolens is the source of this 1643-nucleotide messenger RNA. RefSeq lists its product as uncharacterized. The coding region runs from base 341 to 1288 and encodes 315 amino acids. NCBI's taxonomy places the organism in Eukaryota, Fungi, Ascomycota, Sordariomycetes, Hypocreales, Nectriaceae. The transcript has 2 exons. The record is from RefSeq and is a predicted model, not a curated record.